GUGGAUAAUUUUCGGUAUCAUGUUCAAGUUCUGGUCGUUAUCCAUUUGGUGGAAGAUGUGGUAUUUUGGUAGUCCUUGAUUGAAGUUGUACGCUUUGUGGGUGAUCCCUGUCUGAGUCUACCAUCUUUAUCGAGGUGAAAUCAGUGUAUGUCACCAGGUUGCAGAUGGCAAUUUGGAGUUUCCUACAGUAGUUUCCUUUUGCAAAGCUUAAAAAGAAGAAAAAAAGGGAGUCUCGCCUUCUGAUGCGGUUUCUGAUAUGCAAUGCGCCAAAUCUUAUUGAACAUGUUCAAAUUCAAGUCUUUAGAGAUUCCAACAGUAAGGAUACAAGAAGAGGUGGCAUGGCGGCUGAUGCAACGCGUCUUUUUAUUUUCCUCUCUCUUGAGUGCUUCGUGAGAUCUUCGGGCUUAAAAGUAUGAAACUUUUUAACUUUCUUGCAAACGGAAAGAACGAAUAGCGUGAAGAUGAUAGUGCUUUGUCGCUCCUAAGUCCUGCAGUUAUAUUUUGGUUUAACAUCAGCAUCAAUAACAGCAAUAUUGUGGUCCAGACGUAAUUAGCCCACUGCAGGUUUCACUCUUCAACAGCACCAAGUCGCACAAUUUGGAUAUUAGCAAUUAGCGCCUUGCUUUUUCUUUAUCAUCCGAAGUCCAAACAACCUCUCAAACUGAAUCAAAAAAGUAGAAAACCUCCAAAAUCGUCACCCCAUAUUUCCACUUUUUUUCAAAAACAUGACAAUAGCACAAUCAGCACCAAAUCGCCUAAAACUCCUCCGCAUCUUUCAAUACCACGCCCUUCAACCCUCACUCUUUGUCCGUCACUUCUGCAUCGAACUCGCACAACCGUCACCACCUCAACAAAACGACGAGGAGUCAACACCGUCACCACCGCUGCAGAACGACGAGUCAAUCAUAAAGCGAGCAGUACAACUCCUCCAAAUCCCAGAUCAUGAAUGGAACACUACCCAACUCAAUAACCUCAUAUUUUCCGCUCUUUCCCCUUCUCCGCGCCUUCUCUUUCAAAUUGCCCGCCGCUUACCCUCAUCAUCUCAAGCCCUCAAAUUCCUCAAAUAUCUCCAAAAUAAUUUCCCAACUUCGAAUACCCAACACCUCUCCUCCACAUUCCAAGCCAUCUUCGAGCUCGCUAGCCGUGAAAAUGAUUCCCGCACCAAUCUAUAUGAGCUUUAUAAAGUGUCCAAAGAGUGGAAUAUUCCACUUACUAUCAACUCUGCCACGCUUCUACUUCGCUUCUUUGGAAGGAUUGGAUUAGUGGAGAAAUCAUUCAUUCUAUUUAAUGAGCUCGAGCAUUGUAUUAAGAAUACUCAUGUUCGCAACCUUAUGGUUGAUUUGCUGUUGAGGGAUGGCCGAGUUGAUGAUGCGUUUAAGGUGCUCGAUGAAAUGCUUCAACCUGGGUCAGAGUUUGAUCUUCGUCCUGAUGAUGUUACUGGAGAUAUUAUUUUCACUUGGUUGAUGAAAAGAGAAAAGUUAGUCUCUCCCGAAGAGAUUGUGGAAGUGGUGUUGAAGUUGGGCAAGUUUGAUGUCUUUCCUAAUUCAAUUCGCCUAACACAGACGAUUGGGCAAUUGUGUAGAACUGGGAACACUAGUAAAGCUUAUGACCUUUUGAUUGAAUUGAUGACACUAGGGGCUGCUAUUAAGGCAGCUCCUUGUAAUGCAUUAUUGACAGGAUUGGGGAGAGAUGGGGAUUUUGAUAAAAUGAAUGAAUUUAUGGCAAAAAUGAAGGUUAUGGACAUUGUGCCAGAUGUUAUUACAUUUGGAAUUCUUAUUAAUCACUCGUGUAAGUUUAGGAGAGUCGAUGAGGCACUGGAAAUCUUUCAAAAGAUGAUUGAAGAGGUUUCAGUUGAACCAGAUGUUGUUAUUUUUAACACAUUGAUUAAUGGUCUUUGUAAAGUUGGGAGGCAAGAAGAAGGAUUUGGUUUGAUGCAAAAGAUGAAAUUGCAAAAUGGGUGUGCUCCUAAUACUGUUACCUACAAUUGCUUGAUUGACGGUUUCUGUAAAGCUGGUGAGAUAGAAAGAGGCCUGGAGUUGUUUGAUGAGAUGAAUAGAGAAGGGGUUGUACCAAAUGCGAUUACUGUUGGUACUUUGGUUGAUGGUAUGUGCAGACAUGGGAGAACCAAUAGUGCAGUACAGUUUUUUGAGGAGAUGCAAAGUAAAGGCUUGAAAGCUGAUGCUUAUGCUUAUACGUCACUGAUCGAUGCUUUCUGCAACGUCAACAAUAUCGAGAAGGCAAUGGAAAUUUUUCAUCAAAUGUUGAGAGAUGGAUGCACCCCAGAUGCAAUGGUUUACUAUAAAUUGAUCUCUGGGUUGAGCCAAGCUAGAAGGAUGGAUGAUGCUGCUUCUGUCUUGACGAAGUUGAAAGAGGCUGGGUUCUGUCCUGACAUUGUGUGCUACAAUAUUUUGAUUGGUGGAUUUUGCAACAAAAACAGGUUGGAUAAAGCCCGUGAAAUGCUUAAUGAUAUGGAGGAAGCUGGAUUGGAGCCUGACACUAUCACGUAUAACACUUUAAUUUCUUACUUCGGCAAGAUUGGAGAUAUUAAAGUUGCUCAUAGAAUGAUGAAGCAGAUGAUCAAGGAUGGUCUACAACCUACUGUUGUCACAUAUGGAUCUCUAAUACAUGCAUAUUGCUUAAAUGGCAAUGUUGAUGAAGCAAUGAAGAUUUUCAAAGCCAUGGAUGCUGCUGCUUCAAGGGUAGCUCCCAAUAAUGUUAUAUAUAAUAUCUUGAUAGACUCAUUGUGUGAGAAUAAUGAUAUAGAACUUGCUCUGUCCUUAAUGGAUGAUAUGAGAGUUAAGGGGGUAAAGCCAAACACCGGAACGUAUAAUGCUAUGUUCAAAGGUCUUAGGGAGAGAAAAUGGCUGAAUCAAGCCCUUGAGCUAAUGGAUAGGAUGAUGGAGCAGCCUUGUAAUCCCGAUUACAUUACCAUGGAGAUACUGACAGAAUGGCUCUCUGCUGUUGGUGAAACAGAGAAGUUAAAAAACUUUGCUCACGGAUAUGAGGUUUCAGAUUCUACUGCAUAGAGUGGCUUCAGCAAGGGAUGACAUAAUUAUCUGAAGCAGAUUUACUGCCACUACAAGUUGAAUAUGUGCAGCAGUUCAGGAGAGCCAGAGAUUUCUUCAGUUUCCUGCUCGUAUAGCUUCUCUGGUCAGAUAUGCUAUAAUUGUUUUGGCUCUUCAAGCAGCAGUUAAUUUAGAGAACCUCGGUUCUCAAGGUUGCCUUCAUCUGUGUGCACUGAUGCUGCAUUUCCAUUAUGAAGAAUGGAAGACAAAGGCGGAUAAAGUGACAAGGCUAAGUUGAUUGCAAUCACGAUAUGUGGUUGUUGCUAGUUUUAAUCUGUUUAACUUUUGAAUCCUUAGAUAUGAGAAAUUUUGUAGCUUUAAUUCUAAAGAGUAUAAUGAGGUGAACAUAGGCAAGUGGUUUGCGUGGCUGAACAAUUUUGCUAUGAAAUAUGAAUAAACUUUAAUCUCCUUAUUUCAUUUUUGGACAAAUAAUUCAUAUUAAGGUAUCAUUUAUUGAUCUGUUAUUAUUGCUGUUAUGAUAAACUUGAGGAACGAUAGUCUGACUCUGUGGAA
This is a messenger RNA of Ricinus communis (castor bean), 3578 nucleotides long. Its product is annotated as pentatricopeptide repeat-containing protein At3g61520, mitochondrial. Gene Ontology annotation, molecular function: protein binding. NCBI's taxonomy places the organism in Eukaryota, Viridiplantae, Streptophyta, Magnoliopsida, Malpighiales, Euphorbiaceae. The record is from RefSeq and is a predicted model, not a curated record.